Dictyostelium discoideum AX4 is the source of this 2763-nucleotide messenger RNA. RefSeq lists its product as hypothetical. Gene Ontology annotation, molecular function: GTPase activator activity. Bases 1 to 2763 code for a protein of 920 amino acids. The transcript has 2 exons. NCBI's taxonomy places the organism in Eukaryota, Evosea, Eumycetozoa, Dictyosteliales, Dictyosteliaceae. Gene Ontology annotation, biological process: negative regulation of exit from mitosis. The record is from RefSeq and is a predicted model, not a curated record.
AUGGUAUCACCAAGUACUAAAUCAAAUGAUGGUACUGUACCAUCAUUAACAAACAACAACAAUAAUGUUAAUAAUAAUAAUAAUUUAAAUAUAGAAAUGCCAACAUUAUCAUUAAAAAUGGCAAAUGAUUUAUUAUUAGAGAUGGAAAAUUUUAUAAAGACAGAUUUAGCAAUGUUAGAGAAAUUUUAUACAACAGAUUAUAGGGAUGUACCACAUGAAAGGGCAAUAAAUAAAGCAAAAAGAAAAUUUGAAAAGAGGAGAGGACCAUUAUUAAUUAAACCAUUGAAUAAAACUAAAAAGAAGAUGGUAGUUGGUGAAAUGGAAUAUGAUCCAAGAUCACAAGUUUGGAAAGGUAAUUAUAAUGAUUUGAAUGCAUUCCCAAACCCACCAGCACUUAUCACAAAUAUGGGUGUCAAGACUGAUGAAUCGAUGAAAUUGGGUAACAUGAAAUGGGAUCCAAAUCAAAAGGAGUGGAAAGGUAAUGAAGGUGAUUUAACCAAAUUUAGAUUCUUAAAGCCUGCACUCAUUAGUCAGUUAACACCAAAUUUGGAUAGUCGUGUCGAGAAUGGUAUGAUCUAUGAUCCUAUCGCAAUGAAAUGGAAAGGUAAUGAAGAUGCAUUGGAUGUCUUUGAAACAAUGGAUGAUCAAAACAAUGAUAAUACCUUUACCGUUGGUAAAGAGUUUAAUUUAACACCAUCUUUAAUCGCUUCCUUCAAGAAAUCCUCAGAAGCUCACACUAAACAAUUAAGUGGUUGGUUUGAAAAUAGAGAUCUCAUUGAUAGGGAAUAUUUGUAUAGUAUUAGAUCAAUGUCAAUUAUCAAAUUGGUUAAAUCUGCCUCUUACACAGGCCAUGGUAAUAAUUCUGGAUCUGCAAAUGGUUCAGGCUCUAGUAGUGGUGGUGGUGCUUCUAAUCAUCAACCAUCAUCACCUGGUGGUUCAGGUAUUAUUCCUUUAAUACCAUCAAAAAAGAAACCAGUUAUCGAUGAAACUAAAGAUUGGGAUGAUAUCGAUUUUCAAGAGAAGCCUGCACUCAAAUUAAAUUUAAAGAUUCAUCACGAUGCUGAAGAUGAAAGAAUGAUGGCAAUGAAUGAUGAACCAAAUUGGGAUAAAGAAAUGGGUUUCACCUCUGAAGAGGAAACUUUAUCAUCAAAUAAUGAAAAUGGUGGUCAAUUAUCUUCUUCAUCACAACCUCAUACCCCAAGAAAAACUGUUGAAGAAUGGUCCGAUUUUGAUAACACAAUGAACUCUACUAUCACUGGUAAAAUCACACAAUUAAAUAAAAAAGAUAGUAAUCUAAAUGGUACAAGUAAUAGUAGUUUAGGUAAUCUAAUUAAUUUCAGUGGUGGUAAUAUUAGUAAUAGUAGUGGUGGUGGUGGUGGUGGUGGUGGUGGUGGUAAUAAUCCAAAAUCAUCAGAUGAUGAAGAUUUUGAUUGGACUGGUAAUAAUACUUUAACAAGUGUAACACUUUCUGGUACAUUAUAUAAUAAUAAUAACAAUAAUAAUAACAAUAAUAAUAAUAAUAAUAAUAAUAAUAAUAAUAAUAAUAAUAAUAAUAAUAAUAAUAAUAAUAAUAAUAAUAAUAAUAAUAAUAUCAACAACAAUAAUAAUAAUAGUGGUAGUAUUAAAUCUAAAAAAGGUGGUAGUCUUAAAGGUGUUUUCAUUGGAAAUAGUGGAUCAAUUAGACCUAAAAAGACAUCAGAUAAAUUAAAACGUGGUGGUACAUUUGGUAAUAUUCAAUCAUUAGCCGCAGCAAUGGCAUCAAAUACACCAUUAAGCUCUAGUAGUAGUACAGUUGCAGGUGGUAAUGUUAAUGAUCUCUAUGAUGAUGUUUUCCCAGUGCCAAAUGGUUCAGUAUUUACCCUUAGAAAUAAACCACAUGAAGAUAACUUUGAAAUGUUUUUAGAGAGUAGUAAUGGUAUUUCAAGUCCAAAGGAUGAACCUUGUGAUGAAACUAUGAAAUUCUUUGAGAGUGAAAAAGAUGUUUUCGAAGAGGAUUGGCCUGAUGUGCGUGUACCAGCUGAUUUAGGUCAAAAGAAAUCUCACGAAAGUAGAAAAUCACCACCAAUCAAAAAUAAUCUCGUAGAGGAUUACUCUGAUGAAUUGGAUAUGCCAAAGGUUAGUCAACCACUUCAAUUGAAAAAACAUACUCUCAUUGAUAAUCCAUUUGGUGAUGAUGAUGAUGUUGGUUUCGAAAAUGAUAAUGAUUUUGAUUGGGAUGAUGUAUCUUUCCCUGAAAAUCCUUCACAAUUAAUUUCCUCAACCUCAAAACUUUCAAAACCAAUACCUGUUACUGCAAACUCUUCAAAUACAACUUCAACCACCACAACAACCACAACUACAACAUCAAGUAAUAUUAUAAUAAAUAAUAUAAAACAAACUAAUAAUAAUAAUAUUUUUACACCAUCAAAAAUUAAUAAUAUAAAACCAACGUUAACACCACAACAAAACUCAAAUAAUAAUUUUAAUUUCCAAACUCCUUCAUCAACACCAUUCCGACCAAUUUUCACAAAAAAUUUAGAUGGUGAUAAUAAUAAUAAUAUAAAUAAUAUAAAUAAUAAUAAUAGCGCUAAUAAUACUUUACCAACACCAUCAAAAAUUAAUAAUAUAAAACCAAUGUCAACACCUCAAAAUGUAACACAUUUCACUUUCCAAACACCAAAUACAACUCCAUUCAAACCAACCUAUAAACCUAAAAGUGUUAUCGAGAUUAUGAACUCCGAUUCUCCACCUCCUUCUUUUGAAUCUGAUAAAAGAAAUGUAUAA